UCGCCGCGGUCGGACGCGGCGGCGAGCGCCCACUGACCCAUCCCGGCACGGAGCGGCUGCCGGAGCAUCCCCCGCCGUGGCACCCCGGUCCCGCAGGGAUCCCUGCACCAUGCGGGCGCUCAGCCUCGGCCUCGUGGCCCUGACCUGUGCCACGACGGCUCUGUGCGCUGCCGGAGCCCAGCGCCGGGCUCUGGAGGGCGGCGGCCGCCGGCGCUACCACCGCGUGCAGCACGGUCACUGCAGCUACACCUUCGUGCUGCCCGAGGCCGAGCCUGUGCCCUGCCCGGCAGCCCCCGAUGCUGUGCCCGGCCCGGCCAACGUGCUGCUCCAGCGGGACUCGCCCGCCGGCACCGCCGGGCACGGCGCUGCCCAGCGCCUGCGGCACCUCGAGAGGAUCCUGGAGAACAGCACGCAGUGGCUGCUGAAGCUGGAGAGCUACAUCCAGAGCAGCAUGAAGCCGGAGAUGGCGGAGCUGCAGCAGACAGCAGUGCAGAACCAGACCGCCACCAUGCUGGAGAUCGGCAGCUCCCUCCUCAACCGCAGCGCCGAGCAGAGCCGCAAGCUCACCGACGUGGAGGCCCAGGUGCUGAACCAGACAUGGCGCAUCGAGAUGCAGCUCCAGGAGAAUUCCCUGUCCACCAGCAAGCUGGAGAAGCAGCUGCUGCUGCAGACCAAUGAGAUCCACAAGCUGCAGAACAGAAACAACAUCCUGGAGGUGCGGGUGCUGGAGAUGGAAACGAAGCAGCAGGCGGAGCUGGCGGGGGCCCACUCAGAGAAGGAGAAGCUGCAGCGGCUGCUGAGCCGGCAGAGCGGCACCAUCGAGGAGAUGGAAAGGACGCUGCUGGCUGCCAGUGCCAACACCAGCCUGCUCCAGCGCCAGCAGCUCCAGCUCCUCCAGUCUGUCCAGAGCCUGGUGCGCCUCGUCUCCCAGGGCAGAGCCACGUCAGCUGGGCAGGAGCAGCAGUUCCAGGACUGUGCCGAGGUGCGCCGGGCGGGCAUCCAUGCCAGUGGCAUCUACACCCUGCACAUUGCCAACCUCAGCGAGCCCAAAAAGGCAUACUGUGACAUGGAGACAGAUCGAGGGGGCUGGACCAUCAUCCAGCUUCGUGCCAACGGCAGCCUCAGCUUCCAGAGGAACUGGAGGGAGUACAAGCAGGGCUUUGGGGACGCGUCGGGGGAAUACUGGCUGGGGAAUGAGGCCGUGCACCUGCUGACGAGCCGGGUGCCCUAUGCCCUGCGGGUCGAGCUGCAGGACUGGGAGGGCGGCCAGGUGUAUGCCCACUACGGGAAAUUCCAGCUGGGCAGUGAGCGGCAGUUUUACAGAAGUCUGCAGUGUCACCAUGGCCAUGCUGGAGGAACCGUGGGCAGGGGUGAAGGGCGCUGCAGGAGCUGGAGCUGCAGGACCUGGAGUGGGACAAAGCUAGACCUGCCAAAGUGGGCUCCAGCAUAUGGAAACCCCCUGAUUUCACCUCAGUUUCUCUCCCCAAAUUUCUGCUGGGCCUUGGGGUUUUGUUUUGGGGACAGAGCUCCAAGACCACCCCCAGUGAUGGGGCUCUGAGAACCCCUGGGAGCAUUUAGAAGGACCUCAGACACGAUGAUUUGCCUUUUCACUGGUUUUGGAUAUUGUAAAUCCCCCACCAUCCCACUUUGCUGCAGGAGCUGGGUGGGACGGGAAUCCUAAUAAGCAUUGAGGCUGGUGGUGUCCCUCCCUCCCUUUUCAUCCAGACACAGCCAUGCAAAGGGCCACAGGCUGUCCCCUUCCAAGCAUGGCUGGAGCCACUGUCCCCAUUUAUGGCAGGACAGGCACUGCUCCUCACAGGAUAGAGCUGAAUUUCUCCAGCUCUCAGAGAGGACAGGAAGAGCAGGGGUUGUCCUUGGGGACCUUCCUCUCAGAGAGGACAGGAAGAGCAGGGGUUGUCCUUGGGGACCUUCUUCAUGGGGACCAGUCCUGGGAUGGCCAGUGGCCCAGUUCUGCAAGGCAUUUGCUGGGAGCAGACACAGCACUGGCAGGGCCCCAAGAUUGGCAGGAAGGGG
Molecule: messenger RNA, 2034 nt
Organism: Catharus ustulatus (Swainson's thrush)
Lineage: Eukaryota; Metazoa; Chordata; Aves; Passeriformes; Turdidae
Gene: ANGPT4
Product: angiopoietin 4
Exons: 8
Coding region: 110-1558 (482 amino acids)
Biological process (GO): signal transduction
Molecular function (GO): receptor tyrosine kinase binding
Source: RefSeq, a predicted model, not a curated record